Messenger RNA from Hymenoscyphus albidus, 3166 nucleotides. Lineage: Eukaryota; Fungi; Ascomycota; Leotiomycetes; Helotiales; Helotiaceae. The record is from the annotation of a GenBank genome assembly.
CCCGAGGACCUCGACCUCGACCUCGACCUCGACCUUCACCUGCUGGUGCCUGCAAGCUUCAACAUAUUCAACCAGCAAUUCAUGCGACCAACACCAACAACACCAGAUGCUCAAUUGAAGCCGCAACACCAAGAUCGAACAUGCGCAAAUGUCCUCGCUGAAUCCCACAAACUCGAACCACCCAUUGACCCCUUUGAAUCGCAUGCGUCGCAUCGUGGUGGACCUCUGUUGGAGUUGAUAGUGCCUUCGUUGUCCCUGACCCGAUUGUCCUGCUGAGGUGUCUCUCGCUGGCUCGCAGCAUCGCAUCGUGUCGCAUUGCCACUACCACGACCACUGGACCCGCCAAAUCGCAUCAAUUGAACCCGCCCAAGCCAUACAUGACCGUACACUCGAUCCCAUAGCUAUACUGCAACCAGAGCAAGAUCGGGGUCAAGGUCUUUUUGAUACUGUACACCGUCCGGAGCACCUAGGCUCACUCGCUAGGUAGGCUGGUAAGUACUCGUACGGUGUGCGAGUAGUAGUCCUUACUUGUACCAGUACCCUUGCUUCAAUCCCACGCAAAAAGUGGUCCAAGUCACUCACUCACUCCCGUUGCUCCCUCGGCUGGCCACUCUAUUUUACCAACCUUGGAACUUUUCCCAGCCUCUCCGAAUUUACGAGCCCACUACCACCACCAUCAUCCUCGCACAACCAUUCCGACUUCUCUGCUAUCUCGAAACCUUCGAGUCCAACCUCCUGCUCGUGGCAAAAAAGUAUCACCAAAAUUUUAUAUUCCAAGAACUCAAUUGAGCCUUUCAUACCCACUCUUCACUGCAGCCUUUCGCAGCCUCAUCUUCAGCCUGGCCAUCACCAACUCCAAUUUCUCAGAGUUUGGCUCUAGCUAGGAAGAAGGUAAAUCGCAUUCGCUCUGACGACCUCACCAUCCUCACCUUUGCUACCAUUCACGUUGACGAAUCUAAUUCCCCCACCUCAUAACGACCCUUACGAAGUCAACGAACCAUCCACGCCUACUAACGCGCAACGCCAGCAGCGUUCUUUAAGAAGAAGAACACACAUUGAAGCCACUUCUGUUGGUAUCUCACCUCCUCCACGAGUUCAAUUUGAACAACAACAACCAAGCGAACAGCAAGAGCUCACUAAUGACUUCGAGGACGACCUUGCAUCUUCAACUCCAGUAGCUCCUAGUUCCCAUCAUCAAUCCCCCCAAUCGCCGAGACGUCCCCAUCGCGCCAUCCGGAUUUCUAGACAGACUGCCAACGCAAUCCUCUACACCCUCGAAGAGGCAUUGCGACAACCUAACCCAUUCACUCCCGAUCUGAUUGAGGAGAGCGCGUCCAUGUCAGACCUUCUAGGAGGUAGUCCCUCAGGACCUGGUCAUAAUAAUGGUGGAUCUAGACAAGCCGCCUCAGGCCCAGCUGGCUCGCCCGUGAUCAGAGGACCUCGAGAUAUUAUGCGUGAACGUGCAAUUCGUGAUGCAAAAAAAAAGGCCGAUAAGGAAGCUAUGGAGGCGGAGGAGCAACGAAAGCUCGAGCUAGAAACAAGUAACCGCAGGAGUACCGAGAGGAGAUCAGCGAUUGCUGCUGGCAUUGCAGCGCAGCAAAGUGCCCAGCGUGGCUCAGGAGGAGCUGCCGGCCAAAGAAUAUCAGAUAACUCCCAAAGAUCCGAUAGGAGAUCGGGAGACCGACCUUUGGAAGCCGUCGGUAAAGGUGGCCAUGCGGUUGGCGGCGGAGGAGCAGCUACUGCUAGACCACGGCCAACACAAUCCCAACAACAACAGUCUAGACCUGUUCCUCCACAAGCAUCUCGUCCAAGGCCUUCCCAACCACAAGCAGGCCCUUCCACUUCUGCUCAACCCCCAGCAGAGGAAAGCUCGGUAGGGCCAGUGCAGGGGAAAUCUUCUUUCCCACACGCCUUUGAGCGAUGGGAGACGCUAUCUGCUCACUGGGAAGGCCUGACUUCUUUUUGGAUUCGGCGGUUAGAAGAAAACUCCGAAGAAGUCAAUCGAGACCCUUUGGCCCAACAGCUCUCUCGACAAGUAACAGAUCUCUCAGCGGCAGGUGCCAACCUGUUUCACGCUGUUGUCGAGUUGCAACGACUGCGAGCUUCCUCGGAACGGAAAUUUCAGCGCUGGUUUUUUGAAACCAGACAGGAGCAAGAACGUUCUCAAGAGAUCAUAGCAGGACUACAGCACCAAAUCGAACAGGUUCGACAAGAGGCCACCCAAGCUGUUACAGAUGCUGUUGACCUUGAGAGAGAGAGGUCAAAUGCGGACCAGAAGCUUGCUGAGAUGAAGCGUGAACUCCAAAUAUCCAAGGAAGAAGCUAGACGUGCUUGGGAUGAACUUGGACGGAGAGAAACCGAAGAGCGUGACAGAACAGCUUCAUUGAGAGAAGGACAGCCAACUAUCGUAGGCGGAGUUCAAGUUGUUCCUAUGAUGCCAGGUAUGCCCAGUCGACAUGAAAGUGCUCAAGAUGCGCCUUCGAGUAGGGAAGCACAUGAGCCCGAGGAAGAAGCAGAGAGUGAUGUUGCAUAUCAAGCAUACCCCCGCGCCCAAAGAGCACAACCAACAGAUCCUUUUGUCGCCGAAGAGAGGGCCUCUAGAAGUGCUCGAACGACCGGACCCAGUAGCCCCGCCUCGGCGGCCUAUUCACAAGGCUACUCGCAAGCGCCAGCAGUUCAACCUGCUUCUACAUCGGCGGGAUUUUACCAACAGGGAGCCCUACAUCCAUCAGAGCGUGGAACGCCAGUAACAGGGGCUCAAUCGGAAGGAGCGUUUAGUGAAGAGGAAUAUGCGAUAGACCCAGAAGGUCAAUUUAUCCUUGAUGCCCAAGGCAACAGAAUCCCGUACAUGGCUUCAGUUUCUGACAACGAUACAGAUGAGUAUGAUGUUGACGAAGAGCGAGAAAGUGAGCAGGCGAAUAGACAACGAUAUGGAGGAUCUAGUGCCGAAUACAGACAAGGCUCCACUGCCACUUCAGGAGCCGGACCUUCCUCUCAACCCUCAUCGUCUCAACCAGGUGGUGCCGACUACAGUGGUGCAGGAUACGGAACCGGACUUGAAUGGGGAGCCGUUCCACGUCACCAUCAUCCAACCAGAUUGAGCGAUGUUUUGGAAGAAGACGAGCGAAGCCGAACCAGUGCUAGCCAAGUCAGUCGACGAGAAUAA